AUGGAACUCUCCUUCCUUGCCAUUGCUCUCGCCGCCAUGGUUUUCGUAACGACGGUCCUGCGAUUCAGGCAGAACCGCAAGUAUAGUCUCCCGCCAGGCCCUAGGCCGUGGCCGGUCAUCGGGAGCCUGAACCUGCUCGGCCCGCUCACUUACCGCUCCCUCCACGAGCUCUCCCUGCGGUAUGGCCCGCUGAUGUCCGUCUGGGUGGGCUCUGUCCGCGUCGUUGUCGGCUCCUCCGCCGACGCCGCCCGGAUGCUCCUCAAGAGCAACGACGAGGCGUUUAUCGACCGGCCUAGGCUCAACAUUGGCAGGUACCUGUUCUACAACUACUCCGACAUGUUCUGGGCGCCCUACGGCGCGUACUGGCGCCAAGCGCGCAAGCUCUGGCACACCGAGCUCCUCAGCGAGAGGCAGCUCAAGCUGCACGAACAUGUCCGCCGCGAGGAGGUGAAGGCCAUGCUGCGCGACCUGCACGCGGCCUCAUCAAUGGGGCGUGCGGUGGCAUUCAGGGACCACCUGCUCAUGCUCAACCUCAACGUCGUCUCCCGCAUGGUGAUGGGCAAGAAGUACGUCGCGGAGGGGGGCAGCUCGGUGACGACGCCGGAGGAGUUCCGUUGGAUGAUCGUCGAGCUGUUCGUUCUCACCGGCUCGCUCAACAUCGGCGACGUGAUCCCCUGGCUUAACCCGCUGGACCUACAGGGGUACAUUGGUAGGACGAAGAGGCUCAGCAGGAUGAUGGACAGGUUCCUCGAACACGUGCUGGACGAGCACAUCGAGCGUCGUCGGCGCGAGGGUGAUGGCUUUGUGGCGAAGGACAUGGUUGACCUGCUGCUGCAGCUCGAUGAAGACCCGGACAUGGAGGUCCGCAUCCAGCGGGACGGUAUCAAGGCAUUUAUUCUGGUACAUACUACAUAUCAAGCCAUUUAUUCACAUUAA
This is a messenger RNA of Panicum virgatum (switchgrass), 936 nucleotides long. Its product is annotated as trimethyltridecatetraene synthase-like. Bases 1 to 936 code for a protein of 311 amino acids. The record is from RefSeq and is a predicted model, not a curated record. Lineage: Eukaryota; Viridiplantae; Streptophyta; Magnoliopsida; Poales; Poaceae. Gene Ontology annotation, molecular function: oxidoreductase activity, acting on paired donors, with incorporation or reduction of molecular oxygen; iron ion binding; monooxygenase activity. The transcript has a single exon.